GGGGCGCGUUAUGGCAGCGACAGGAAUACCGUUUGCCUUGCUGCUGUCGCCCCUUGUUCUAUGGCUGGUCGCCUGCUGGUGGCUGCGGCGAAGCCGCGGGACGAUGAGGCGGGACUGCAGGGCGCUCUUAGCUAACGGACGGGCCUGGCGCGAAAGCGAUGACGCAGUACGAGCGCUGUUUGUAACAGCGCACCCUGAUGACGAAACGAUGUUCUUCGCUCCCAGCAUUCUCAAACUGGCUCAAGCUCGGCUGUGGCUGCUCUGCGCGUCCACAGGGAAUUAUUACAAUCAAGGGGCCAUUCGUAAGGAGGAGCUCCUGCAGAGCUGCGCGACCCUUGGUAUCCCUCCUUCCAACGUGACUGUCAUCGAUCACAGGGAUCUUCCUGACCAUCCGUCUGUCAAAUGGGACACCAGUCUGCUGUCUACCCUGAUCCUGAAGCAUAUUGAAACCAACCAAAUCAACCUGGUGGUGACCUUUGAUGCUAGAGGAGUGAGCGGCCACGCCAACCAUAAAUCUCUUUACGCUGCCGUCAGAUACCUGCACUCGGAGUGGAAGCUUCCAGAAGGCUGUCAAGUCCUUACCCUGGAGACGGUCAGCCUCUUCCGGAAGUACCUCUCCAUCCUCGAUGUCCCCAUCAACUGCCUCCACAGCCAGGAUGUUCUCUUUGUACUGACAGAAGAGGAGGCGGAACUGGCCAAGAGAGCCAUGUGGUGCCACCGCAGCCAGCUCCUCUGGUUCCGCCGCCUCUAUGUAUUCUUCUCACGCUACAUGGUGAUCAACUCGCUACACUUCCUCUGAUGGGAAAAGGACUUCAUCAAAGACUUCAGGGGCUUCAAGCAGAUUCAGCAUGAAAGAUGCCUAAAACUCCAUAAAGCUCCUGCUGAGCCAAGAAAUGAAACCGAGUGAGACCCAGCGCCAAGCAAGGGAAGGCCCGUUCCUGCUGCAGGAGUUCUUGCCUCUGGCCAGUAUCUGGAUUCUACCAGUGACGACGUUCUGGCUCAACAGACCCAGAAGCACAAGACAAAAAGAACAGACUGGCUGGUUCUAUGGAAUCGGGCUAGGAGAGACCUUUGCAACAUGUCAUAUGCUGUUCCAGGGAAAGGGUGGGGGCAUCCCUAGACGAUGGUACCAGGACACUUUGCAGCGUUUUUUUUUAAAUGUGCAUCUUUUUUACAAGAAUACAUAGUAGCUUGAAAUAAACAAGACUGUCAUGCCAUAACAAUAUUGCAGUACUUGGGGGUGUAAUAUCAUCCCCUGCUCAAAAUUAUGAGGCACAUCCCAAGAUGAAGAGAGAAAAAAGGGAGGUGACUGAAGUGGAAAAUGUGAUCGUAGGAGGCCUCCAACUACCCUUAUAUUGGCAAAUAUGUUAAAGUCAAGCUGUAGAAAUUAGAUUUCAAUCUAGACAUAUUUGACUGUGCAUUGAAGCAGCUGAUCAGCUGUAGUGAUUCUGGCCUUGGUUCUGAGCACGGCUUGAGACCUGGUGUUAGAUGUAGAUGCUGUUGCACUGGUUGGGAAUGGUGACCACAGUGCUAGUAAGUGCAGCAUUUGUGCCAAUGGAAACAUCUCCCCAGAGUCCAAAACUAUCAUAUUUGAUAUAAAAAAGGGAACCUUACAAAAAUGAGGGGGACUAAGAAAGAAAAGGGAGAAUUAAGAGAGUAUUCCUUCCAGGAUGCCUGGAAAUUGUUUAAAACUGUAUUGAGUCCCAGACAGAAUGCAUACCUCAAAUCAGGAAAGAUACCAAUGACUCAAAGAAGCCAUAAAAAGCCAAAAAGGCUUCUUUUAAUAACAACAAAAACUGCACUUAUAUACCACUCUUUUAGACAGAUUACUGCCCCACUUAGAGCAGUGGACUAGUUAGUGUUAUUAUUAUCCCCACAAUACAACUGGGGAGCUGGGGCUGAGAGGAGAGGCUUACCCAAGACCACCUACUAAGCUCAUGGCAGUAGUAGGAUUCAAACCGGAAAAGUGCUGAUUCACAAAGCAACCACUCAACCACUAUGCCAUAGCAGUCGUCCGUUGAAAAAUGGAAGCUUUCGCUGGCCAAGGUGAACAGAAUACAGGUUCUGGCAAAACAAAUGCAAGUUGACAGUAAGGGAAGCAAAAAGGGAAUUUGUAGAGAAGACUGGUAAAAACAUUAAGACUAAUAAAUAUUUCUUCAAAUAUAUCAGAAGUAGGAUACUGCCUAGGGAAGUGGUUGGGUUGUUAGAUGACCAAAAAAAAAAGGAUUUCUGAUUUCUUAAGGGAGAUGGGGAGAUAUCAAAGCGAAUGAAUUUUUAUUGUAUCUACUUUCACUGUGGAAAACGUGGGGCACAUACCUACACCAGAGUCACUGUUUUGGGGAAAGAUGCUGGACUAAAUAAAUAAAUGGACCACUGGUCUCAUCCUUCUGGUGGAAAGAUAUAAUUCUGGAUAGAGUCCAUAAAAGGUAAUUUCAAAACAAUUGCAUUUUAGGUGAAAAUUUAAUUUGAAAAGACGCCAAGAUGUGUCUCUGCGCUAUAACACCAGAAGUAUCCAGUGAGGCCAUUCCUGGUUUUCGCUGGCUGAACAGGAUCAGCGCCCUGAAAGGCUGCCUUCUUUCUUUCCGCCAUCAGUCCUUCUCCCUUGGCUUGUGCCACAGAUCCACCCCACACUGGGGGCCUUGCCACGGAGUCCUUUGACCAAGGCAUUUAGUGUGCUUCUAUCUUGGCACACUGCCAAUGCCCACCUCCCCUCCAUCCUGGCUUUGGCCCCUCAGAUCCAUUCUGCCCUGGAUCUGCUCUUGCUCGAUUAAGGCACACAACCAGAGAGGCCAAGGGGACACUUCUUGCUUAGGGUAAGAUGGUCCCCUGGAGAACUGACACACGUUUGAUGCCCCCAGAGAGCAAAGUUCUUGGUUAACAUUUUGCCAGGCCCAAUUCCAACAGUGGCAGCAUCUCCCUGUGCCACUGAUUGAACAGAGGCACUGGGUUAGAUCCGAACUAAAUUUUUCAUCAGUGAAAUUGAACUUUCUUCCCACUGCAACCCACUGAUCUCCCCAAAAUGCUGCUACUGGCAAAUAGGGGACUCCGAGGAAUAACAUGGUGGGGAGGGGUCUGCAGCGGGCAGGGAAAAUCAGUGCAAACUGCCAAUUUAGUCUGGAUCCAAUCCAUUAUCUUCCACUAAUCCACAGCGAGCCCAAGAAAUCCCUUGCUUUUUAAUCACAAUGA
Molecule: messenger RNA, 3186 nt
Organism: Eublepharis macularius
Lineage: Eukaryota; Metazoa; Chordata; Lepidosauria; Squamata; Eublepharidae
Gene: PIGL
Product: phosphatidylinositol glycan anchor biosynthesis class L
Exons: 7
Coding region: 11-799 (262 amino acids)
Biological process (GO): GPI anchor biosynthetic process
Cellular component (GO): endoplasmic reticulum
Molecular function (GO): N-acetylglucosaminylphosphatidylinositol deacetylase activity
Source: RefSeq, a predicted model, not a curated record